Molecule: messenger RNA, 1790 nt
Organism: Helicoverpa zea (corn earworm)
Lineage: Eukaryota; Metazoa; Arthropoda; Insecta; Lepidoptera; Noctuidae
Exons: 2
Coding region: 972-1643 (223 amino acids)
Source: RefSeq, a predicted model, not a curated record
UAAAAGAAAUCGUUCUUAAAUAAUAUUAAAACGCAUUUACCUGCUCCGUUCCGUCGUGGGUAAUAAAAGAAGAUAUAUUGCACAUCUGUUAUACAUGACUUUUCUUGGAACUUAUCUCAAACCUAUUACCAUGGCUAAUAAAUUAUUUCAAGCCACUGAUGCAGACCCUUUGAAGUUGCUUGAAGAAAUUAAUAAUUUAGGUAUUGCUGACCUAUUUAACCAUUUUAAUACCUCCAGCUCAACUGGAAAAGGCAGAAAAACAUAGUUUGUCUAACUAUCAUUUUGAAAAGUACGUCAUGGACGCAUCGUACAUGAAUUUUGGGUAUGCAUUCAAUGAAACGUCAGAACGCAUAACCGUUCACGAAUUUAAAGAUGUGAAGCAAAGGUGCAAAGAAUUUAUUAUGGAAAUCUGCAAGCAAAUACAGAUGAGACUACCAACUAACAUGAAAAGUUUAGAAAGUUGCAAGCUAAUGCCCAAAAAACGCGACGUCUCAAAUGAAACCCGACAUUACAAAUUUAGCCAAAUCUUGUAAGACCGUCUGCAAUGAUGUUGAUUCAGUGGUACAAGAGUGGGAUGCUUUACAUCAAACAACCUGGAAAUCCACGCAGAACACCGAAGAGUUCUGGGUUGAAGUGCAUGGCUUCAAAAAUGCAGUUGGUGAUAAAACUUACGGACAUGUAAGCAAAUUGGCAUUAGGAAUUUUGUCGUUGCCUUUGUCUAACGCGGUUGUGGAAAGAGCUUUCUCGCAGAUUGCGAUUAUUAAAGACAAACUGAGAAACAGAUUAGCCAUUGUAGUGUAUUGGCUGUGAAGUUGGUUGUCUCAUGCGCUUACGUCACGCAUGUUACUGUCAGUGGCGUUCCGACAGUUGCGCCGGAGCGGUCGGGUUGCGUGUUGUGGUGUUGGUGAGCCGCAAAUAAAUCCAAAUAGCAGUACAAUACAUGUGGCGAUGAGGACGAAAGUCACCCAAAGAUGUCACUUCUUACAUUGGAAAAGUUCGACUGUAAUGGUGAAUCAACCUCGGUAGGUGUACGAUGGGAACGAUGGAAGCGCGCAUUGUUCAUAUACUUAGAAGCGUCUAAUAUUGAAAAAGAUGUAAAGAAAAAGGCCUCUCUUCUGCAUUUCGGUGGCUUAGAUCUGCAAGAAGUGUUUUAUAACAUUCCUGGAGCUAAUGUCGAACCGAGUGAGGGAGGGGACGUAUUUAAAAUAGCAAUAUCUAAACUAGACUCAUACUUUGCACCAAAACAGAGCAAAGUCUAUGAGCGACAUACAUUCAGGCUGCUCAAGCAAGAACCCGACGAAAAGUUCGAGAAGUUCCUAGUCAGACUAAGGAAACAGGCUGAAAAGUGUCAGUUUGCGAGUCGAGAUGAAAACAUUAUCGACCAAGUAACGGAAAAAUGUCACUUACCAGAACUAAGGAAAAAGAUACUAAAGAUUGGAGAUGAAAUUACACUGGACCGAGUAAUCACAGAAGUAAACACACUAGAAAUUGUAAAUAAACAAUUAGAAGAAUUUAAAAACCCUACAAAAUCGAACGGGAACGAGGAAGUAAAUAAAGUGGGAAGAAAAGAUAAAAGAAGUUUUUAUAACCCGAAAAAUAUACAGCUAUCCCUAAAGACUCUCUGGACUUUUACAAGUCGUUAAAAGGAAAAGAAUCUGAGGAAGAUGUGUUAGGGUACGGAGCGGAACCAGAUUUUGAGGUGGAGCUGGAGCUGGGUGAUGAUGAGGAAAAAUAGAAAUUAGAUUUUUAGAAUAUUGUAUUUUUUAAUUAAUACGUAAUUUGUUAAAUAA